AUGAAGCAGUACAUUAUCGUUGCUUCCGCUCUGCUCGUAGCAGGAGUGUUCCUGCGACUGGCCAUUUUCAAUCCAACGGGAUCUUUCUCCAGCGUUGCACCAGCAUAUUACCUGAAUAACAUCCCGUCGGGCUCGUCGCUAGGCGUCAGCAAUAGUAGGACGGGGGAGAUCGGCAGCCAGGAUGAUAUCCUAAAUUCGACUCUCGGAUUUCAAGAAAUCUUUGUCGUCAACCUACCAGAACGAACAGAUAAGAGAGACGCCAUGGCCGUGCAAGCCUCGCUAACCAACAUCACCUUCAAAAUUUCUCCGGGGGUCCGGGGUGACACGAUAUCAGAGAAAGCGAAACCCUAUGGAAUGGAGAAACUACGUCCUGCAGAAGUCGGUGCAUGGCGAGCUCACUUGAACGUGCUGCAAAAGAUUGUGGAGGAUCGCAUUAGCACAACAUUGAUCUUGGAAGACGAUGCAGACUGGGACGUCAGUAUCAAAGCUCAGAUGACCGAGUUUGCUCGCGGAACGCGCUGGCUCAUGAAUCACACAGGCCCAUCACGCUCGCCUUAUGGUGACAGUUGGGAUAUUCUCUGGGUUGGGCACUGUUCGGCGCACUCACACCAUUCCGACACUCGUCGCUGGGUGAUUCGAAAGGAUCCCACGGUCCCACCCCCAGAUAAGAGAAAUUAUGUGCUGAAGCCUUAUGAUCUGGGUUACUGGGAAGGGGCCCCUCUCUUCGAUACGCAAACUCGUCUCGUUUACAAGGCUGGCUACGGAUUCUGCUUCGCAGGCUGGGCCGUCUCUCUUCGAGGUGCUGAGAAAAUGCUGCACAGAAUGAGCAUGCUUCCCUACGAAUUGGCCGUUGACCUCGGUGUUGCUGAAAUGUGUGGUCGGGGGACAUACAACAUGACCUGCCUUGCUCCUUACCCAGCAUAUAUUGGCGUCUCGAAACCUGCUGGCAACUCCAAUCGCGGCAGCGACAUCGUGGAUGCAAACGGCCAGGGUCGUGCAGGCGAUGUUGGAACCGUCGAGCAUACCGGUGAGAAGAUUCGCGAUAAGCCGACAUCGGAGAGAGUGGUGUUUUCAACGCGGCUGAACAUCCCGCGACUGCUCGUUGGGCAAACCGAGUUCGACAGCAACUAUCCCAACGUCACAGGUCCAAUCAAGAGCAUUGGCGAAAUUACUUCCUUCGCAGGCACAGGUCAUGGGGAGUGGCUGCCUGACCCUCUACCAAGGCAUCAGUCCAGCGGGCCUUAA
Molecule: messenger RNA, 1245 nt
Organism: Exophiala bonariae
Lineage: Eukaryota; Fungi; Ascomycota; Eurotiomycetes; Chaetothyriales; Herpotrichiellaceae
Exons: 1
Coding region: 1-1245 (414 amino acids)
Source: RefSeq, a predicted model, not a curated record